Molecule: messenger RNA, 2045 nt
Organism: Amoebophrya sp. A25
Lineage: Eukaryota; Dinophyceae; Syndiniales; Amoebophryaceae
Source: the annotation of a GenBank genome assembly
AUGCGUGCUGGUGGUGUGCCGGUUGUACCGGAGCCUGUAAUUGGAAGCUCGGACGUCACUGUGGAUGAUCCCCAAGAGAAUCCAUCACGAGGAGGAGCAUUAACACGUAAGCAAGAACAGGAAAACCGAUUAAUCCGACGAUUCCUGCGGUCCCGACUCGACGAAUUGAGCAUCCGAAAUGGAAUACCUUUUUCCUCCGUGCAGGAAACCUACGGAACGCCCUUCCUAUUCCUGGCCGUCGAGGAGUUGCGAGCUCGAGGUCACGAUUCAGCAUGGAUGCCAGCACGAGUGCUUGAAACAUGCGCCGACUCUGCGCCAGCGGCUGAGGUUGCUGAAGUAGAGACAGGGACAGGAGCUAUCGUGUUCCCACAAUCAACAGUCUCAUCAUCUUCUUCCCUAUUUUCCACAUGUACCAGGCGUCGUCAAACAAACAAAACUGCCAAAGCCGAAAACUACGCGCUGGCCCAACAGGCACUUCUGUGGAUGGAAGACUAUCCAGCCGCCAGCAUCUUGCAGCUCCAAUCCGUCCGGUUCUUGAACUCUCGAUGCGCCUCUUGCGGGCAAGACCGGAAUUUUCGGGAACUCCUGUUCAAACGUGGAGUGCUGAAACAUCUGCACCAAGCCUGGCGUACCGCUGCUGCCUCAAUCGUUGCGUACUGUUCACCAUCGUUUCUAUCCAAGACAACCGAAACGCUCGACCCAGUGAGGACUGCAAAGAAAGACGGAAAGGCCGAAAAGGAGGAGCGCAACGAAGAAAACUUGGAAUUAUCCGAAACGGAGACGAACAACCGAGAAGCGACAUUACUGGAAUCAAUAGCUAGUGCCUCGCAUAGGGAGGAAAAACCCGCGACAAGUAGUCCCAGCACAGAUCAACAGAACCUGCAACAUGCAGCUUCGUGCGUAAAAGUCGCAAAGAAAAUAAUAGCAAGAAAACGAUCCGCAGGCGCUUCUCAACGCUGCGCCGGUGAGAUUCUAAAGCUACUGCUAUACCUUGCGCAGGAGGACCAUCUUGCGUACCUGAUCCUUAGAACAAGACAGUCGGACGACUCGGAUCAACAACAACAGCAAAAUUUCAGCCAGCUUGGGAAUCGCGCUACGACCAGGGUUUUAGAUUUCGCCGCACUUGAUCACGAUGGCCAGAACUAUGAUAGAAACAUCGUCAAUAACGUAAACUCGCAUAGCACCAAUCAGAAUCGAGUUCCAUCCACUUCUCAACUUUCUCGUCUAGGACUCACCACCGAUUCAUUCCGCAGUAGAGUGGGGUCGCGUGUCGCGAGACAUCCAGCAGCCUGGCUUGCUGACAUUAUUGCCGUAGUCUUGUCUCCUCCUGAGCCUCGCUUGACAGGACGCUUAUCAUCCCCUGAACAGAAUCCCGAUGAAGACUCACCACUCUCAGCGGUAGUAUCUUCAGCACAGAAGCUUUUGGGUGCGUCCUCGACUGCCGAAACCAGCAGUACUGCAGUGCAGUACAAAGCCGCAGCGAUCGCCCUCUUUUGCAAACUUGCUUCAAUAGAACGGUUGAUGACAAAAUCGACUUCAUGGCAGCAACACUCAGUUACUUUGUUACCAACAUGAUAGAUCACGCAUUUCGCGCCCCACUUAGUCUCAGAGUAUGCGAAAAGGACACCCAAAUUUCGAUUCUAUUUACAUGCAUUGCGAGAGUAUGAAUGAGCAUGAGAAAAUGAUAUCACGCACCAGCUAGAGCUAGUUGAUUGCAGCAUUUAGCUAUAAUUCGUUUCAUGUUUUUAUGCAAGCAAUUUGAAAAUGGAAGCAGCUUGAUUCAUGAUUGAGGGAGCAGUGCUCCUGUAUUGGAAACUUCUAGUAGAAGUAGAAUUGCGAAAAGUAGCUCAUGCUCUAACUUGCAAUAAUAUAUAAGAUUUAUGAUGUGUCACCAUGUUGCGCCAUUAGUUUUGCUCGAGCAGACGGACCUUUACAAAUGUUGAGUUGUGAUAUUUGAACAUCUAGUGAGGGAAAUGAGAGCGAACAUCAGUACCUACCUAGUUCAAAGAGGACGUCGUUGAACUUGUACUUGCAUGGACUGCGAG